This is a messenger RNA of Rhodamnia argentea, 2965 nucleotides long. RefSeq names its product putative inactive disease susceptibility protein LOV1. The record is from RefSeq and is a predicted model, not a curated record. Gene Ontology annotation, molecular function: ADP binding. Gene Ontology annotation, biological process: defense response to other organism. The transcript has 2 exons. Lineage: Eukaryota; Viridiplantae; Streptophyta; Magnoliopsida; Myrtales; Myrtaceae. The coding region runs from base 88 to 2820 and encodes 910 amino acids.
UCCUUGAAAAGUAGAAAUGGACAUCUGUGGUCCAAACUAAUUCGAUUGAAGUAAAAACACAUCGUUGCUCCCACACACACAGACUCCAUGGCUGCAGAUUUUGAAGCUUCUGCUUUAGCAGGAAAGCUGCAAAAUCUGCGAGAUGGCGACAUAAUCAUCUAUCCAAGGCUCAAACGCAAGAUCAACUCCUCCAUCUUAGCUCUGCAACAGCUCCUGCGCUCCUCCGACGACUCAGACGUCACCAGCUCUCGGGCCUUGCCCUUCAUUUACAGUGCCCAGGACACCGUCGACACGUACCUCCUGAGCAGAGCACAACAGCGACGAAAAGACUUCAUCGAGACAUACCCUUCGUGCCAGUACUUGGCUCCUCUAUGGAGCCAAAAAGACUUGGGCAAAGGGUUGAAGAAAUUCUUGAACGAUCUCAAGGCCUUGCCUUCUCACUCUCCCGAGCAGGUCAAUCCCGAAAGCAGAGUUCUUGGCAAGACCCGAGAAAAGGAUCGCUGUUUAGUGAACGCAAGGCGGUUUGGUCGCUGGGAUUCGAUUGCUCAUCUUUUGUACGAGGAAUCAAACAUUGUUGGUCAGAAAUCAGAGAUGGACGAGAUGGUCUCCGAGUUGAUGGUGACUUCUGAGGGCGCACAAGGAGAAGAAGCUUUGAGAGUCGUAUCUGUUGUCGGCUCAGGAGGCUCAGGUAAGACAACGAUGGCGAGGCGUGUUUAUAACAGAGUGGAUGUGAAGAAGCACUUUGAGUGCUGUGCUUGGGUCCGUGUGUCCAGAGAAUUUGUGUUCAAGAACGUUGUUAUGAGCAUAAUGGAACAGGUUUGCAUAAACAGGUUGAAUGAUGUGGACCACAUGAAUGAAGAAGUUCUUGGGGAGCAGCUUUUCAAGGAGCUGAUUGAUAAGAGGUACUUGAUUGUCUUGGAUGAUGUUUGGGAUGCCGAGGCUUGGCACCGGUUGACAAUUUCGUUUCCGGACUCAAAAAACAGUAGUAGAGUGAUUCUCACUUCUCGUGACGAUAAAGUGGCGAAAUUGGCCGAUCCGUGGAACCUCCCAUUGCAUAUGUGCAGCUUGACUAAUGAGGAGAGAUGGGAAUUGCUGUGGAAGCAGAUGAAGGAACAUGAAGUUGGCCUAGCUCAGCACAAGGACGAGAUCAUGGCAAAGCUCUAUCAUGGUUCUCCUCUAGAAAUUGUUCUUCUAGGGGGGAUUCUUUCGAACACGGAACCGAGUGAAUGGUCCAGGAAAAUAGACAAAUUCCCAUCUUGCCAGGACAAUUCGGCCUUGCAGGAGAUCUUGGCCUUGAGCUACCAAGAACUACCUCCUGAGUUGAGGCCUUGCUUUCUUUAUUUGGGUAUCUUUCCAGAAGCAUCUGAGGUACCGGUUCGUAGGUUAUUGUGGUUAUGGCUUUCUGAGGGUUUCCUAGACGUGUUGCCUGGCGAAGAACAAAAGGAGCGGGAACCUGAAGAUCUGGCAGAGUCGUGCUUCGAAAGACUGGUUAGUAGAAACUUGAUUGAGGUCACAAAGUGGAAAUUAGAUGGAUGCCCAAAAAUGUGCCGAAUGCCAGGAGUGGCACGUGAAUUUUUCUUUCCAAAAUCGGUGGAUUCAGGUCUUUUUUAUGUUCACGAGAAGUCGAGCUUUGGGCCAAGCAGCCCUCCUAAAGAACAUAAAAUCCGGCGCCUCAUGGAGCAUUUAGAAAUCAAGGACUCCCUGGAUUUGUGCAUUGAUCACAGUCUCCGCUCUUAUGUAUCUUUUGACUCCGCAUCGAGGGGCAAAGCCAAUACAAACAUAGGUAUGGUUCUCAAGAAGGUCAUUCACAAAGUAGGCUUUGGAUUGUUGAAGGUUCUUGACUUAGAAGGUGUGUACAAGCCCGUGCUUCCUGAGUCUAUGCGUAGUCUGCUGCUUCUACGGUUCCUGGGCUUGAGGUCAACAGUACUGGAUUCGAUCCCGUCUGCCAUUGGAGAUCUACCAUGCCUGGAAACUUUGGAUUUGAAGCACACUAAUGUCACCUCUAUUCCAAGUUCCAUUUGGAAGGCGAAGAAACUCCGGCAUUUCUACAUGAACGAGGUACACAUUGAUGCGUUUAUCCAUAAGCCAUCAAAGGGGUCUCUGACCAACCUCCAUACAUUGAGUGGGCUCUUUGUAGGUGACAAAAAGGCGGGGAUCAAUGGACUUGAUCGAUUAGUGAACCUCCGGAAACUGGGACUCACAUGCCACACAAACUCUUUAAAAGCAGUAGCUAAGUGGAUUGAGCAGCUGCCUAAUCUCCAUUCUUUGAAGCUAAGAUCGAUAAAUGAGUUUGGUAAACCGUCAAAUCUCGAGGUGAUAUCCAUGGCUCAACAUAGCAAUUUAUGCAGUUUGUAUUUGCUUGGUUCGGUGCCGCCUGCCAACAAGCUCUCCAGUUUGCUUCCACCAUACCUCAGGAAACUCACAUUGUCCAUGUUAAAAUUGGAGGAAGAUCCGAUGCCAGUGCUGGGGCAGUUGCAAGACCUGAGCAUCCUUAGGCUUUUUGCUGAUUCGUACAUGGGACCUCGGAUGACAUGUGUCAGCGGCGGAUUCCCUAAGUUACGCAUAUUAAAACUGUGGAUGCUUGAGGAACUCAAGCACUGGACCGUGCAGGACGGGGCUAUGCCUCUCCUUCAAGAACUAGAAAUCAGGCGAUGUAACCAAUUGGAGAAUUCAGAUGGACUUCAACAAUUGCCAAACCUGAACGAAGUUGUCUUAACCAAUAUGCCACAGAGUUUUGUAGAGAAAGUCAGGAGGAGCAGUGGGAAUAAUGUGUUUGUCAAAGUGAAUAAUUGGGAAUUCUCUCGUUAUCAGGGCAAAUGAACCGUCCGGGACGCAAGUGUUUAGGAUGAAACAUGGUCUGCAGAAGUAAAUGUCAAUCCUAUGUAAUGAAGAAUCUUCCUACCUGAGGAGAUGUGUGAGUGCGGCCAGAGCCUGGUGUGAGUGUGGUGUGAGUUGAGUGUGCCGU